AUGUUGUUGAAUGAGUGUUUAUUAGCUAGUGAACCGGAUGACGUUGAAUUUGUGGAUGGAGAUGUGGAUUGGAUUGAAGAUGAGAAUCAGUCUGUGAACAACUCGGAUGAUGAAUCGAUUAACGAAGCUGAAGUGGUGGACAGUAGUAUGGAUGUUGUACAGUAUUUUUCACCUUCUCAAGAUGGUACAUUCAAAUUGCUCUCAGGCCAUAAAGAAAGCGUCUUCUGUUUAGAUUUUGAUAGUACUGGUAAAUUUCUUGCAUCCGGUGGACAAGAUCAUAUUGCUAUAAUAUGGAAUGCAACAACUGGUGAAAUUGAAUUCAUUUGUCAAGGUCAUGAUGAUUCUGUGAAUUGUGUUAGUUUCAGUCCAAAUGGUGAUUAUUUAUGUACUGGUGAUAUGGCUGGAAAUAUUCGUAUUUGGUUAAGACCGUUGAUAGAAGAAAACUCGAAAGAAUGGAAAUUAUUAAGAACAGAAACUGUUAAUGAUUUAUUAUGGAUUAAAUGGUGGAUAUCACCUUCAAAUGCUGUACGAAAUAUGAAUAAUGAACUUCCAAAACCUGCUCUACUUUUAGCUGGUGAUGAACAUAGUUAUGUUAAUUAUUGGGCUGUAAGUUCUAGCAUAUCAAACAAUCAGGGGAAGUGUAUAUCAAUGGCGUAUACGUAUGAUCUUGAUCAAGCUGCAUUAGAUGGGAUUAUUCUACCAAGUUUUUCUAAUACUAAAAAUCCAAAAUUAGCAGUACUUCAUCGAAAUGGUGAUCUACGUGUAUGGGAUAUAAAAACACUGACAUUAAUUGGUUCUAUUAAAUUAUUCGAUAAAUAUUCUUCUUUAUCUAAUCAAUGCGGUCAACAUUUAGAAGUAUAUCAAAUGAUUUCAUUACAAUCAUUGAAAACUCAAUCUAAUACAAAUGAUAACUUGAAUCAUGAUUUAUUAUUAAUUACUGGAAAUGGAUUUAUAUGUCCUAUCUCUAUUAAAUUUGAUGGGGAAUUACAUUUUAAGGUUUUAGAUAUCAUUAAAACAGGUGAUGAUGGAUCCGUUGAAGCAUUAAACUGUUCUUGGACACAUCCAUUAUUUGCUUUUGGCUCUAUCACUGGUGUACUUGGAAUUUGUGAUGCUCAUACUAUUCGUGUUCGUCAAAAAUGGACGUACAUAGAUGAAGAUGACGCGCAACCUAUCGGUAUUACAUCAUUAUGUUGGAGUCGAUAUAAACCUAUAUUUUUCACAGCUACCACUAAAGGUUCCAUAGUUGCAUGGUGUGGUAUUACUGGAUUAACAGGAAAAUCUUCAUCUGGUUUAUUAACAGAAAAAACUCCUUUAAAAAUAUGGUGGGGUCAUAAAGCAAUGAUUCUUUAUUUAACUCUACCACCAUUUUGUAAAUCUAUAGACGAUAAUAAUAAUAAUAAUGAUAAAAUUGAACCAUUCUUGUGUACAGCAUCAGAUGAUACAACUAUUCGAUACUUUGCUAUUGAUAUUUCAUCAUAA
Messenger RNA from Schistosoma curassoni, 1479 nucleotides. The record is from the annotation of a GenBank genome assembly. NCBI's taxonomy places the organism in Eukaryota, Metazoa, Platyhelminthes, Trematoda, Strigeidida, Schistosomatidae.